Messenger RNA from Jaculus jaculus (lesser Egyptian jerboa), 4234 nucleotides. It is a transcript of the gene Mlph, whose product is annotated as melanophilin. Bases 149 to 1879 code for a protein of 576 amino acids. Gene Ontology annotation, molecular function: actin binding; myosin binding; small GTPase binding. The record is from RefSeq and is a predicted model, not a curated record. Gene Ontology annotation, biological process: intracellular protein transport. Gene Ontology annotation, cellular component: cortical actin cytoskeleton. NCBI's taxonomy places the organism in Eukaryota, Metazoa, Chordata, Mammalia, Rodentia, Dipodidae. The transcript is spliced from 16 exons.
AAACAAUUGGUUUUGAUCAAAAGCCCCAGUGAGGCUAAAGCUGGCACCCCCGGGCUGGAGGCUGUCUCCUGGCUGCGCCUGGACUUACGAAGGAAGAGGGAAACAGAAUCCUUUCGUGGAGAAGGUGUGACCUGGGUGAGAAGCCGAGAUGGGGAAAAAACUGGAUCUUUCCGGGCUCACGGACGAAGAGGCAGAGCACGUGCGGGCAGUGGUUCAGCGGGACUUCGACCUCAGGAGGCGAGAAGAAGAAAGGCUGGAGGGAUUGAAGGGCAUCAUUCAGAAGGAAAGCUCCAAGAGGGAGCUGCUUUCUGACACAGCGCAUUUGAACGAGACGCAUUGUGCCCGCUGCCUGCAGCCCUACAGACUCCUUGUGAACAGCAGAAGGCAGUGUCUGGAGUGCGGCCUCUUCACCUGCAAGAGCUGCAGCCACGUCCACCCAGAGGAGCAGGGCUGGCUCUGCGACACCUGCCACCUGGCCAGAGUCGUGAAGAUCGGCUCCCUGGAGUGGUACUAUGAGCAUGUCAGAGCCCGCUUCAAGAGAUUUGGCAGUGCCAAAGUGAUCCGCUCCCUCUGCGGGCGGCUGCAGGGCGGAGGUGGGCCUGAGCCAAGCCCGGAAGAGAAAAAUAGAGACAGUGAGCAGACAGAUGAGGAUGGAGGAGCGCUGGACGCGGAGACCCGCACCCGGCACCUCAGCAGCAAAAAAAAGCGUCUUCUCUCCUUCCAUGACUUGGACUUUGAGGAGGAUCCGGACCAGUCUAUGCGGCCCUGCAGCCACACACCGGGCCCUGAGGCCACACACAGCCUGCAGCCCCUCACAGGUGAGCCCUGCUUGGAAGAAUGCACCUCCACAGAGGCCGAGGUCCUGAAGGAGGCUGACCCUGGAGCCUCAGGGUACCACCCUCUUCCCGAAGAGCAGCUGCACAGCCCCUUGGCCAACAGCGAGGACGCCCUCACUGAGCUGGGCUGGGCUGGAGCCUUCCACAGAACAACCCUGGAAACUGCUGCGAUGCCUGGGACAGAUGUCAUCAGGAACAAGCAACUCCCCUCGCAGUACCUGGCUGAUGUGGACACCUCUGACGAAGACAACAUCCGGGCUCCCAGAGCAGCCUCCCAGCAUUCCAAGCGGAGGGCCAGGGCUAUUUCUGAGAGUCAGAUCUCUGAGCUGAACAAGCGUGUGUCUGCCGUGGAGCACCUGCUGACCCACCUGGAAAGCACAGUCCUGCCGCCCUCUGCCCAGGGUCCAGCUGUGAGAUCACACACAGAUGCGGACGCAGAGGAGGAAACCCUCAGGAGGAGGCUGGAGGAGUUGACCAGCAACAUCAGUGACCAGGGUGCCUCAUCGGAGGAAGAAGCGACCAGAGAGAAAGAGACUAAGGUGUGCACAGCCGCAAGCCAGGUGGAUUCUCCAAGAAGCCCUCAAGGUCCUGGGGAUGUGCUCCGGGCCAGCAAGAGCACAGAUGAGGAGCUGUCCGAGCUGGAGGACAGAGUGGCCAUGACGGUGUCUGAAGUUCAGCAGGCUGAAAGCGAGGUCUCAGACAUUGAGUCUAGGAUCGCAGCUCUGAGGGCAGCAGGGCUCACGGUGAAGCCCUCGGGAAAACCUCGGAGGAAGUCAAACCUCCCAAUCUUUCUUCCCCGACUUGCUGGGAACCUUGGCAGGAGCAUGAAGGGUCCGAAUGCAGAUCCGGAGGCUGAAGCUGAGGUGGAGGCUGUGCCCUAUCUCCUGAGGAGAAAGUACUCCCCUAGCAGACAAGGCAAAGAUGGUGGUUCUUUUGAUCGGAAGUCGGUAUACCGUGGUUCCUUGACACAGAGGAACCCCAAUGGAAGGAAGGGAAUGGCCAGCCAGAUCUUCGCGAAACCUGUCAUGUCUCAACAGCCCUGAAGAGGGAGGCUCGUGGGCACAGGACAGUACGGCAGUGCGAGCCACAUUCCUCCUCUCAGCCCUGGCAUCCUCGCGGCCUCCUUGUGCCCACUGCCCACAAUCACCGUCCCAGCAACAAGCAAGAAGAAACCUCUAUCCGUGUGACACCGCCCACAGGACAGAGGUUCUCAGCCCUCAGCUGCUCAUGCAGGUCACUGCUGGACCCAGGGCUCUGCCAGCUUCUGCUGGGAGACACAGCCGGGCUGGCCUGGCUUUCCUCACCAGUGACGCUCUUUCCACCGCUGAAGGUCGCACAGGAACGCGAGCUCCCAACCCUCGUGCUGAGCUUUGCUGAGCUGGUUCACGAAUGGGGCGGAGAGGGCAGCUCAGGGAGAGCUGCAGCCCCGGGCUUAGUCCUGGCAGCCCUGGAGCAAGGCCAGUGUGGCGUGUCUGCGAGCGGGACAGAAACUGGGCGCCUGGACAGGUGGUGACAACAGGCCGCUGGAUGUGGGGGGAUACAGAACCCACCCCUUCCCACAGACCAUUCUGCAGCUCCCCCUUCCACAAAGGCAGGAGCAGUGCUGCUCUGCUGCCUCUAGGUCCCCUCCCAGAGGCUCCACCACCUCCCUGCAUCGCCACCCUGAGAGCGCGCCUUCACCACCCACACCUUCGGAGAGCCUGUCCAAGGCAGGGCACAGGGACUUCGCUGUGUAGAUGGCGCCAACUUCGAGACCAGCUGUCAAACUCACAAAGACCAGUGCUUUGGACUUUGUCAGGAACCUGGUUCUUUGAAGCCAUCUGAAUCCAGUCUUCCCACGACUGAGGAGUCCUCUCCCACAGCCAUCCCCACUCCAGCUGAGCCAAGUUCCCACACCCCGACUCUGUGACACUUCUCUCCACGGCCACACCUCAUUGUUCCAGAACCCGGCAGACAGGAUGAAGUCCUCUGCCACCCAACAAGGGUGUGUUGCCCUAGGGUGCCUCAGUGCCACGGCGCCUUUGCACUCAGUCCCGCUGCUCCCCCACUUCAUUUCGUGGGCUUGGAGACCACAGCCCUCCGAGGGCAUGAGCCUGGCAGUGCCCGCCUCUUGCAAACUGUGUGCCACAGAGAGGAAUGGACCCAGAGCAGGGACUACAGCCCAGACACUAGCCCAGCUCUCGCGUCUGCUUUAGAGACAGGCAUGUGUCUGUGCGCAUAUCCUCAUGCUUGUAUCGGCAUGCAUGCCAUGUUGCACACACACACACACACACACACACACACACACAUACACACACCUAAGUUUUGUCAGGAGAAUGAGGUGCAGCCCACAGAUUGUUCAGCAAGGAGAGAGCCUGCAGAGGGGUUGGAAACAAACACUUCCUCCACACAUCUUGUACACUGCUCUAAGAGCCUCCUGGACGCCUGCCUUCUCCUUAGGUCCCCACUCUUCCUAUUUCUGUCCCCUUUCCACCUUCUCCUUCUCUCCUUACACCCUUCUGGGGACUGUUCACAGCCUCACAUCACCUGUCUAUACCUCAUUCAAGGCCAUAGCUGAGACCUCAGCAAAGAACCCCUCAUCUAUAGUCAUCCUUGAGCCCCCAAGUACUUCUUUCAGUCCUUUGUCCCCAAAGCACUUACUUCAAAACACCACGCGAUCAACCCUAAAACACUCACCCCAUGAAAAAGCAAAGCUGAGCCACAAGUGCUUGCUCCCCGUGCCCAGAGACGCAUGGCUCUGUGGCGCACUGCAAUACCAGCAGAGCCAGAGCCUGGCCUUGCCUCCUGCCAUCUUCCCUUGAAACAUUCCAGCUGCCCGUCAGUCAUCAAUGGAUGUCACCAGUCCUGAGAGGAGGAGACGCUGGGCUGAGCUGCCUCUCUCCCCACCUGACAGGGGAAGUGGUGGCUGCAAAGCUUUCCCGAGAAGUCCAGCGGAGGCCAGGGAACAGCACAACAGCGGCUGUGGGCACGCAAGCGACCACUGGCUCCUCCAGCUCUUCUCACCCACAGAUCCCUCAAGACAAUGACCCUGACGACACUCACAUGAUGGUUCACAUAACCGGUCACUGUCCGUGAUGUGAUGAUUUAGGUAGGUCCAGCCUAUGUGGUAGAUGCUGGACACUAAUUUUAAAUUUGAGGAUAUGGUGGAGAAAAGAAGGCAACUCAACAUGUAUAAGCAGGAAAAAGCAUAACCAACAGCUUUGGAGAACUUACUAGAAGGAAGUGCAUUCAACGUGAAAAUGGACUUGUGACAUGCUCUGUGCUUUGUCUUCUAUGUUUGUAGGCAUUAAAUUUUUCUCAGUGUACAUGAAUUGCUUUUAUAAUAAAAUAGACUUGGGGCUGGAGAGGCGGCUCAGUGGUUAAAGUCACUUGCUUACAAAGCCUAUGGCCCAGGUUUG